CGCUGUAGCCACGCACUUUACCCAUGCAGGAAGCGAUAGCAUUGUUCUUCUCUUUGUUCUUCUGUUCCCAUGCUCUGGUGUCUCUAGGGAGCAGCAAUGCCACCGGCGAUGAGCUUGCACUACUCUCCUUCAAGUCCAUGCUGUCGGGCCCGUCCGAGAUCUCACUGGCAUCAUGGAACACGUCCAGCCACUUCUGCAGCUGGAAAGGUGUCGUUUGCGGCCGUCGGCAUCCCGAUAGGGUUGUUGCGCUGCGCUUGAGCUCCUUCAGCCUCUCGGGGCGCAUCUCUCCAUUCUUGGGAAACCUUUCAUUUCUCCAGAAGCUUGAACUUGAUAACAACCAGCUCGUUGGGACGAUACCGCCUGAGCUCGGUCGCCUGAGCAAGCUUCAGGAGCUGAAUUUGAGCGCAAAUCUUCUCCAAGGAAGCAUUCCUGUGGCCAUGGGAGAUUACACCAACCUCAUGGUGCUUGAUCUGAGCAAUAACCAACUGCAAGGUGAGAUCCCAACUGUGAUAGGUGCCAGCUUGAAAAAUCUCGUCCACCUUUACCUUCGGAAAAAUCUUUUGACGGGAGUGAUCCCGCAAUCUCUUGCCGAGUUGCCAUCUAUUGAAUUCUUGUUUUUGUCCUACAACAAUUUAGAUGGUGAGAUACCAUCUGCUUUGGGCAACCUCACAAACCUCUUCAAUAUUGAUUUAUCUGACAACAAGCUUUCAGGAGUUAUCCCUUCAUCUUUCGGCAUGUUGCCAAAUUUAUCUGUGCUCAGCUUAGGCUUCAACAAUUUAACUGGACCAAUACCCAAUUCUAUUUGGAACAUUUCAUCAUUGGGAGUGCUUUCUGUCCAACGAAAUAUGCUAAAUGGAACCAUACCUCCUAAUGCGUUCAGUAAUCUUCCCAAUGUCCAGAGGUUAUACAUGGACCACAACCACUUCCAUGGCCAUAUCCCUGCCUCACUGGGUAAUGCUUCCAAUCUGAUAAUGAUUGUCCUUGGCGCGAAUCCUUUUAGUGGCAUUGUUCCCCAAGAGGUUGGAGAGUUAACAAGUCUUAAUCUACUAGUGCUCACGGAUACUUUAGUUGGAGCCAAGGAACCCAAAGACUGGGAAUUCAUAACUGCAUUAACAAAUUGCUCCCAGCUAGAGGUUUUAAUAUUUGCUAAUUGUGAGUUUAGUGGAACCCUUCCUGAUUCACUAUCCAGUCUUUCCGCUUCACUAAAAUAUCUGUCCCUCUCAGAAAAUGCAAUUUCAGGAAGCAUACCCAAAGAUAUUGGUAAUCUCUUCAAUCUACAAGUCCUCGACCUUGCAGAUAACUCUUUCACAGGAAAUCUUCCAUCAUCCUUGGCUAGGCUUAAAAUCUUGCAAAAGUUCUACGCAAGUGAUAACAGUAUCACUGGACCUGUCCCAUGGGAAAUAGGAAAUCUUACGGACUUGGUUUCAUUGUACUUAAGGUCUAAUGCCUUCAGCGGUAGGUUACCAAGCACACUUGCAAAUCUGACAAUGCUGUCAGAGCUCUAUCUUGCUAACAACAAUUUCGUAGGCCCAAUUCCUAGUGGUUUGUUCAACAUUUCCACACUCUCUAUAGGUUUGGACCUAUCUUAUAAUAGCUUGGAGGGAUCAAUACCACAAGAAAUAGGAAAUCUAAAAAGUCUUGUCGAAUUCCAUGCAGAGUCAAAUAAAUUAUCAGGGGAAAUACCUGCCGCCCUAGGGGAUUGUCAAGGUCUCCGGUAUCUCUACCUCCAAAAUAACAUCUUAACUGGUAACAUCACAGGCCAUUUGAGUCAACUGAAAAGUCUAGAAAUUUUUGACCUCUCAAGCAAUAAUCUAUCAGGUCAGAUACCCAAGUUCUUAGGCAAUCUUACCAUGCUAUCUUACCUAAACCUUUCGUUCAAUAAUUUUAUGGGAGAGGUACCAACUUUUGGUGUAUUCGCUAAUGCUACUGCAAUCUCAAUCCAACACAAUGGUAAACUUUGUGGUGGGAUACCUGUUAUGCAUUUGCCUCCAUGUCCUUUCCAUUUGCCAAAGAAUAAACAUAAACUUCUAGUGAUUCCUAUAGUUACUUCUCUCGUUGGAACAUUAAUCAUCCUUGCCUUGCUCUACAAGCUUCUUACUUGGCAUACAAGAAACAAAGUGAGCAAUCCUUCAACUACAACCAUGCAAGGCCACCCACUUAUCUCCUAUUCACAGUUGGUGAAAGCAACAGAUUAUUUUUCAGCAACAAAUUUGUUGGGUUCUGGUUCAUUUGGUUCCGUGUACAAAGGAGAGCUAGAUGGUCAAGCAGGUGAAAGUACAAACUUUGUUGCCGUGAAGGUGCUAAAACUUCAAACUCCUGGGGCAGUGAAGAGUUUUGUAGCCGAAUGCGAAGCAUUGCGGAACUUGCGACACCGAAAUCUUGUCAAAAUAGUUACAAUUUGUUUGAGCAUUGAUCAUAAUGGGAAUGACUUCAAAGCAAUUGUAUAUGACUUCAUGCCUAAUGGCAGUUUAGAAGGUUGGCUACAUCCUGACACAGAUGGGCAAAUGCAGCAGAGGUUAUUGAAUCUGAUUGAGAGGGUGAGCAUACUGCUCGAUGUGGCUUUUGCGUUGGAUUAUCUUCACUGCGAUGGUCCCGCACCUGUUAUACAUUGUGAUAUAAAAUCUAGUAACGUGCUCUUGGAUGAUGAUAUGGUAGCCCAUGUUGGAGACUUUGGACUAGCUAAAAUUCUUGUUGAGGAAAGCGCAACUGUUCAACAGUCGGCGAGCUCGAUGGUAUUUAAAGGAACAAUCGGCUAUGCUGCCCCAGAGUAUGGUGCUGGAAAUAUGGUAUCAACGAAUGGAGACAUCUACAGCUACGGAAUUCUUGUGUUCGAAAUGGUAACUGGUAGGAGGCCAACAGAUAGCAUCUUCAGAGAAGGAUUAAGCCUCCGUGAAUAUGUUGAGCUGGCCCUGCAUAAUGGGACGAUGGACGCCGUUGACAUGCGUCUGUCUUUGAGCCUCAAUAAUGAACCUCAGGGUGCCGGUGAGGGUGAUUCUUCGCACAAAAGAAAGACUGAUUGCCUGAUUGCUCUACUUAGACUUGGACUGUCGUGCUCUGAGGAACUGCCAUCCAGUAGGAUGUCAACAGGAGACAUCAUCAAGGAGCUGUUUGUCAUCAAACGAUCUCUCUUGUAGGGAAUGCAGAACAUGAACAUGGAGAAGCAUGAACUGUACCUGCUCACGUAUCCAUGUAUAUCUUUAAUCCACUUUUAGAUGCUUCAAGAUGAUUCCAGCUGCAGCUAGAAUUCUUGGAUAAUAGAUGAUUUGUCAAUAUGUCCAGUUUAUGCGGAUGUUUUGUCAUCCUUUAUGUUAUACAAUUAUCGUACUUUGUUGCUCUGCUAGCUGGAGUCGCAGCAGCUGCAAUA
Molecule: messenger RNA, 3364 nt
Organism: Panicum hallii
Lineage: Eukaryota; Viridiplantae; Streptophyta; Magnoliopsida; Poales; Poaceae
Product: receptor kinase-like protein Xa21
Exons: 2
Coding region: 24-3134 (1036 amino acids)
Biological process (GO): protein phosphorylation
Cellular component (GO): plasma membrane
Molecular function (GO): protein binding; ATP binding; protein kinase activity
Source: RefSeq, a predicted model, not a curated record